AUGUCCAAUCAAUCUCCAAUCUCCGAUCCAUACGCUUAUCUCAACAUCGUAAAAAAUCCGGAUGGCUCCAUCACUCGCGACCUCACCAACUUCCCGUGCGUCCCAGCCACACCGGAUCCUUCCCCACUAAACCCGGUCGUCUCCAAAGACGUCUCCGUGAACGAGUCAAAGUCAACGUGGAUGCGUCUCUACCUCCCCGACGUCGUUUCGUCUGCAAAACUCCCUCUCGUGGUCUAUUACCACGGCGGAGGCUUCGUCCUCUGCAGCGUCGACCUCCAAGUCUGCGACGACUUCUGCUCCGAGAUGGCGCGUGACCUCAACGUCAUCGUCGCAUCUCCUUCAAACUCCGACGACGAGUGGAUCAAAUCUCACGCCGAUCUCUCCAAUGUGUUCCUCAUGGGAACGAGCGCCGGCGGGAACUUGGUUUACAACGUCGGGUUAAGAUCCGGCGAUCUGAUUCCGUUACAGAUCCGUGGAUUGAUUCUGCACCAUCCCUUCUUCGGCGGUGAAGAGCGAUGCGGAUCUGAGAUUGAACUUGUGAACGAUCAGGUUUGCCCGCCUGUAGUCACGGACGUUUUCUGGGAUCUCUGUCUCCCCGUCGGCGUUGAUCGGGAUCAUGAGUAUUCGAAUCCGACGGUGGCGGAUGGAUCGGAGAAAUUUGGACGGUUGAGAUGGAAGGUGCUGGUGAGUGGAGGAAAUGGAGAUCCGAUGAUAGAUCGGCAGAGAGAUGUUGCGAAGUUGAUGAAGAAGAAGGGAGUGGAAGUGGUGGAGCAAUUUACCGACGGCGAUGCUCACGGUGCUGAGAUCUUCGAUCCUUCUAAGCGUAAAACUCUGUUUGUUUCCAUCAGAGAUUUCAUUUCCUCCUCCUCUGCUCUGUAA
Molecule: messenger RNA, 879 nt
Organism: Microthlaspi erraticum
Lineage: Eukaryota; Viridiplantae; Streptophyta; Magnoliopsida; Brassicales; Brassicaceae
Source: the annotation of a GenBank genome assembly